Messenger RNA from Arxiozyma heterogenica, 1326 nucleotides. RefSeq names its product Emp47p (gene EMP47). Gene Ontology annotation, biological process: endoplasmic reticulum to Golgi vesicle-mediated transport. The transcript has a single exon. The record is from RefSeq and is a predicted model, not a curated record. Bases 1 to 1326 code for a protein of 441 amino acids. Gene Ontology annotation, cellular component: Golgi membrane; COPII-coated ER to Golgi transport vesicle; endoplasmic reticulum membrane. Lineage: Eukaryota; Fungi; Ascomycota; Saccharomycetes; Saccharomycetales; Saccharomycetaceae. Gene Ontology annotation, molecular function: D-mannose binding.
AUGAAACUAUCCUAUUAUACAGGCUUUUUGGCUUUUCUUUCUUUGGGAUCAUCUUCAUACGGUCAUAAUGUUGAUUCUGGGAACAAUAAAAAUGAAGACCUGCCAGUUAUAGGAUACUCUUUACCAAAUUUAAUCACUAGUGGUAACUCUAUUCCAUCUAAUUGGGAAACCAAAGAUUCUGCGAAAUUGGAUGAAGGGAGAUUUAUAUUAACACCAAGCAAAUCUUCUAAAGGGUCUCUCUGGUUAAGACCAAUUUUAAAGGAUCUGGAAAGUUUUACUGUCGAAUGGACUUUUAGAAGUUUGAAUUAUCAAGGCAAACAUUCGGGUGGUCUUUCAUUUUGGUUUUUAGGUGAUGUUGAUAAGAUUGGUAAUGACCAAAAACUUUUUAAUGGUCCCUCCAAGUUUAAUGGUUUGCAAUUGUUGGUUGACAGUAACAGUCAAGUGUCUCAAUCAAUUCACGCUCAAUUAAAUGAUGGAUCGAAGAAUUUAUUAGAUUCCAAUGAAAAAAUUUAUGAUAAAAGUUUUGCCUCCUGUUUAAUGGGAUAUCAGGAUUCUACAGUACCAUUGACUCUUAGAUUAUCUUAUGAUUCUGAGUCCAAUAAUAUGCUAAAGUUACAAGUUGAUAAUAAAGUUUGUUUCCAGACUAGGAAAAUCAAGUUAUCCAAUAUUUUACAAAAGGGUUUAAAAAUUGGGGUAAGUGCAGAUAAUUCUGAUUCACUUGAAACCUUUGAAAUUCUACAAAUGAAAUUUUAUAAUAAACUUAUUGAAGAUGCUUUAAUUCCAAAUGUAAACGCAAUGAAUCAACCAAAAUUAUUAACUAAAAUUAUUGAUGAAAAGACCGGUACUGAGAAAAUUGUUGAUAAAGAGGUUCUUGAUUCUCAAAAUAAGCAUAUGUCCAGUUUUGAAUUAUAUAAGAAAAUGGAUAGAUUGGAAGGGAAAAUUAUGGCAAAUGACAUUAAUAUCAUAGAGGAAAAGAUCAACAAUAUAUUGUCUAUCCAACAGACAUUGAUUAAAGAAUUAUCUAUUUUAACUAAGAGCAUACAAAAUAAUAAUAACAACAAUAUGAAUAAAGGAGGAAGUAAUGACAAUGAUCAGUUUAAAGAUUUCUUGUCUAUGAAUGAAAAAUUGGAGAAGAUGUUAAAUGAGCAAGCAAAGAUUAGAGAGGCAACUAAACUGGCUCAAGCAAAUCGCGAAGCAGGUCCACAAAUAGAUGAAAUUGUUUCCAAAUUAGCAGUUUGGUUGAUACCUUUGAUUGUUAUCAUGUGUGUUAUGGCAUAUUAUACCUUUAAAAUUAGACAAGAAAUUGUAAAAACAAAAUUAUUAUAA